Messenger RNA from Suillus subaureus, 525 nucleotides. RefSeq lists its product as uncharacterized. Bases 63 to 437 code for a protein of 124 amino acids. Gene Ontology annotation, molecular function: protein kinase activity; ATP binding. Gene Ontology annotation, biological process: protein phosphorylation. The record is from RefSeq and is a predicted model, not a curated record. NCBI's taxonomy places the organism in Eukaryota, Fungi, Basidiomycota, Agaricomycetes, Boletales, Suillaceae. The transcript is spliced from 5 exons.
UCUCAUGCAGCUUAGAAGACCUUACGGGACGCGUAGUCAGGAGUCCACUCAUCCAAUAGCACAUGGCAGUUUUUGGGGAUGUGUGGAAAUGCAGAUUCCGCCAAUGGGACCGUGACUGUGAAGACCUGGAGGUAGCAGUCAAAUCCAUAAGAAUCGAUAUCACAAACGACGAUCCCAGGGUCAGACUUACUCGAAGACUCUUGGCCGACUAUCAUGCACGGAAGCAACUGCAUCACGAAAAUCUUUUGCCUCUGCUCGGUUUCAGUUACGAAUUUGGGCUACUUCCAGCGAUGGUUUUCCCCUGGAUGCACAACGGCUCGCUCACCACAUAUCUUGAACACCAUUUCACAGAAUUGACCAUCGAAAAAAGCUCCGGAUCUUGCGGCAAGUCGCUGCAGCCAUCAGCUACCGUAUGUGAAAUCUUCAAUAGUUUAUGAAAACAAUGAGUAACGCCAUUGCAGUCCACUCGAAGGGCAUCGUCCACGGCAACCUUACUGCUAACGACAUUCUGAUAGAUUCGGAUCA